AUGUCCGCGCACAAUCCCCCUUUGAGCUACGAACCAUCUGCCACCACCACCCACCCUCACUACUCCACCGCCUUACCUCCCGAACUCACCCAUUCCCUUCUAUUUUCAGCUAACUCGCCAUCCGGCAGCUCCACCUCGCAACAUGCGAUAACCUCACCCCCCCACAUCUCCCUGAUGUCCUACACCUACCUCCCCAGCACCCCCUUCUCCCCCCACCCAACAAUCAUCAUGACCACAAACCCUUCCUCCAAGAAGACCCUCAACCUCCUCUCCAACCCCCGCGUCUCUCUCCUCGUACACGACUGGGUCUCCCACCGCCCUCCAACACGUACCCGCAAUCCCGCCCGCGAAGGCUCCCCGCCCCCCGAAGCCACCCAAUCCAGCCUCGCCACCCUCCUGCUCAACAUUAACACCAGCGCCAUGAGCAGCAUCAGUACCACCAUAAUCGGUACCGCGCGCUUCUUGGAAGCAGGCAGCGAAGAGGAAAAGUGGUGCAGGGAGCAGCACCUGGAGAAUAAUACGUUUGCGGCGGAGCCUGCGGAGUUGGGUGUUUUCGGCCAGCGGGCGCGGGAUACCGGUGUUGAGGUCCCGGUAGUGGACGACGAGGUGAGGGUAGUGACCGUGCAGGUGAAAGAAGGCCGCAUCGCUGAUUGGAAAGGUGGAGUGCGAGACUGGGCCGUGGUCUCGGACGAGGAGGAGCGGCAGAUUAGAGACGGGCAGAGAUUGCCUAAUGGUGUUCGGACAUAG
This is a messenger RNA of Uncinocarpus reesii 1704, 747 nucleotides long. RefSeq lists its product as uncharacterized. Lineage: Eukaryota; Fungi; Ascomycota; Eurotiomycetes; Onygenales; Onygenaceae. The coding region runs from base 1 to 747 and encodes 248 amino acids. The record is from RefSeq and is a predicted model, not a curated record. Gene Ontology annotation, cellular component: nucleus; cytoplasm. The transcript has 2 exons.